ACUCGUGAGGUGCAAAACUUUCUAGCGCAUUAGAACUUGAUAGGUGUUGUGUACUCUCUCUCUACUUGCUGGAACGAAUAACAAAAGCACAAAGCAACCAAAAUGAACACAGAAGUAGCUCCGGAGGAGUUUGAGCCAGAAAUAAAAAGAGGCUGCUGGAAGGAAGAGCCAGAAGAUGACGAGCUGCCCCUCUUGAACGUCCCGGACAACUCCAGACUCGGAGGUGUCAAAAUGGAGACCGCUGAUCCAUCCAUCAGCUUGGAGAUUUGCAGCAAAGGUGGGGGUAGCCUUCUAGGCCAGGAAGAACUCAAUCCACAGUCCACAACAAGCACAGACAGCCCCGAGGCUGAAGAGCUAGAAGAAAGUCCCUCGCCAUUACUAGCAACUCCACACAGUGGGAUAACACUCACUCUUGACAACAUGGACUUGUGGAGCAAGUUUUCUGCAGUGGCUACUGAAAUGAUCAUCACCAAAUCCGGCAGACGAAUGUUUCCAACUUUCAGUGCAAGCAUCUGCGGACUGCAAAUGGACCAGAAGUACACCAUGACCUUCCGCUGCAACCCGGCAGACAACAAGCGAUACAAGUUUGUCAACACGAGCUGGGUCGUCGCAGGUAAAGGAGAGAGCCACAUUGAUGAUCUCCUAGCGCAUGUUCAUCCAGACUCACCAGCACUGGGAAAGCAUUGGCUCCACAAUAAGGUCCAUUUCAAGAAAGUGAAACUCACAAAUAACAAGAACACAAGAAAAGGCCAAAUUGCACUCAAUUCUAUGCACAAGUAUAUACCUUGUGUCAUUGUCAGUAAAUUCAUCACCCGUAAGAAAUCCGAAGUCGUUCAUGUACAAGAAUUCCCAGAAGCAUAUUUCUAUGCUGUCACAGCUUACCAGAAUGAUCAAGUGACACAGCUAAAAAUUGAUAAUAACCCAUUUGCAAAGGCAUUUAGGGACUCUCCUGCAGACUCAGAGCUACAAUCAGGAUUCAAUUAUCAUGGUAAUUGGUUCAACAAUGGAAUAUCAAGAUGGCCAGUGCCCAGUUCGCCUCUUCUUGGACCGAGUUCCUAUCCUCAGAAUUCUCCACUUUUGAGUCCAAAAUGGCCGCCACUCUCUCCUCUACUUAGUCCGUACCAGGGAGAUUUCACUCAAGUUACAUUUAGUCAAGUUACACCGAGUGCCAUGCCCAUUACUGGCCCUUCUCCUCUACCUCAAUUCGGAUCGGUCUUCGGUUGGGACAGCUCAACCGGUCACUUUUCCCUUGCCACGUCAAACAUGUUCCGGCCUUCGCUUCCGACCACACCCACCAUCCCAACCCUCCCUCCAACCACGGGGGGCGCCAAUAUUGCGGACGCCGCACACGACGUCUGACUUCAUUCAUUCAAUAUGUCUCUCAUGCUCAUUAAAAAUUUUUCGUCUUUUAAUAUGUUUAGUUGGCUAACUUACUAACUGACAUACAUGUACAUACAUGCACACACACACACUCGUGCUGUAUAUCAUAGUAUAUGUUUUUAUAUGUACUUGUGGUUGUGAGUUGUUAGUGUGUGCCUGUCUCUACAAUGAUUUCUUAUACUGUCUGCAUGCAGACACGAAUAAUUCCCCUUCUUUCCAAUAGUAAAACUUUAAUUCC
Molecule: messenger RNA, 1618 nt
Organism: Amphimedon queenslandica
Lineage: Eukaryota; Metazoa; Porifera; Demospongiae; Haplosclerida; Niphatidae
Product: brachyury protein homolog A-like
Biological process (GO): positive regulation of DNA-templated transcription; cell fate specification; regulation of transcription by RNA polymerase II
Cellular component (GO): chromatin; nucleus
Molecular function (GO): DNA-binding transcription factor activity, RNA polymerase II-specific; RNA polymerase II cis-regulatory region sequence-specific DNA binding
Source: RefSeq, marked predicted